GAUCCAAGAUUCUGCCAGCAAUCCAAUCCCAAUCAUAUUUCAAUUAUUGAUUCAUAAUUUCCAUGAUCUCGAUCUCGGAUCGCCAUCCAAAUUUGCAAUAAAAUCCCACACAAAAAAAAAAUAUAUUCAUUUGAAUCUUCUUGUUACAUUCUAUUAUUUUCAUAUUUCCCCCUAUUCCAUUCAAUCUUUUGUUCAUUUCAAACAACAGAUUGAAUACGAAAUCCGGGGGAAAGGGAAAAAAAACACGAUGGAAACACCUACAACAACCACCGUCGUUGAUCAACUUUCCCCUAAACAUAACAACCUAAAAUCCUCUUCGUUUUGUCUUAGAUCACCCUCGUUGAACUCUGUCCGCCUUCGUAGGAUUUUUGACAUGUUUGAUACCAACCAUGAUGAAUUGAUCACGGUUGAUGAACUAAGUCGCGCGUUGAUCCUUUUAGGACUUGAUGCGAAUAUGAAUGAAUUGGAUUCUAUUAUCAAGACUUUCAUUCAACCUGGCAAUACCGGGCUUACAUUUGAUGAUUUCCAAUCUUUGCAUAAGGAGAUUGAUGAUCUAUUUUUUCGGUUGGGUGAUAGCGACGAUUUAGGUAAUCAAGAUGGAGACAAAGAUGAGGUUGCGGAUAGUGAUGUCAAGCAAGAGGAGACCGAUUUAACCGAGGCAUUUAAGGUGUUUGACGAAGACGGGGAUGGAUACAUAUCGGCCACAGAGCUACAAACCGUGCUUGUUAAGUUAGGAUUCGCGGAAGGAAAUGAAAUGAGGAGAGUCGAGAUGAUGAUUUCAUCUGUCGAUAGAAAUCACGACGGGCUUGUUGAUUUCUCGGAGUUUAAGGAAAUGAUGCGUAAUGUGAGUGUUGUUCUUAAGUAAGUUAUAAUCAUCGAUCAUCUUCUUCGAUUUCCUUGUUCAUUAGAGGUUGUUUCGGUUAAAGGUUGUUGUAAGUGUAUGAUAACGGUUUUCUCCAUCGGAUGCAAAAGUUCAAAGUGUGACAAAAUGUAUAUUUGGAGGGGGAUUUUUUUCGGUUUUUUUUUUCCUUCUUUUAUUCUCCUUUACGAUGUUGUAUUCUUUUGUAACAUUGGCAAUUAGAUACAUUGGGAAAGUAUAUUACUAAAAAUUCCUUUUUUUUUGCG
Molecule: messenger RNA, 1125 nt
Organism: Erigeron canadensis
Lineage: Eukaryota; Viridiplantae; Streptophyta; Magnoliopsida; Asterales; Asteraceae
Product: calcium-binding protein CML42-like
Exons: 2
Coding region: 248-865 (205 amino acids)
Molecular function (GO): calcium ion binding
Source: RefSeq, a predicted model, not a curated record